CUGGGAUCUUAGUAUAGAGAUCUUUUAAACUAUAUUUUGGGCAACCUUUCACUCCUCAGUAAUUUAUUAUAAUAUUUUAAUGAGUGAUUGGCAUCAUCUGCCAUCUUUUUCAGGUAUAAUAAAAUAUUGUCUUCCACCUGAUUCAGUAAUUUCCCAAUCUAAAACUAAAUCCUUGUUAGUCCCACUCUGGAUAACAUAAUAUUGUUCUCAUUGCUUCCUAUAAUCUACAGCAAUAACUUGAAUAUAUUAUUUCCACUUUUUUCCAAACAAGCUUGAGCAUUAAGUUCAAGUAUUUAUUAAAAGAACAACAACAAGAACCCCCACCCAUUUCAAUAUUUGGACCCUGAAUCAUAGCUUUCUAAUAGCUACAUUUUUGUCUUUCUCUUUUAUUUCAUUUUUGGUUUCAUUUUUUCCUAUUGUCUCUGACUGCUUGCUACACAUUUAUAUAGUAGCAGUUUGUAUCCUUGUUGUCUAGAACAUAGAAAAGAAAGAAAAUAAAAUUUUUAAUCUUGAGCUAGUUUCUUCAUUCCCCGACAUCUAGUAUGUUCCUAAACACUUUCCUCUGCUGUUCAUGUGGUGUAUGCUUAAGGAAUAUCAACUAGUUUUUACAUUUGAUACUUGGAUUUUUUUCAAUAUUAAAUUUGAUACUAAAUAUCUAGGAAGGCACAAAUUACUAAAUAAAUUUGGUAUAGUCCAAAACUAAACAUGAAUUACUUGUAGAUUAUCACUUGUUUUAUCCCAUCCAUGAUCUUUUCCCUUCAUAAAAAUAGAUAAUUGAGAAUUUAAUGUGACUGCACUUUGAGAAUGGAAAACAUCUGUAUUCAUACACAUGGAUGAUUCUCCUCUUAAUUGCUCUCUGUAAUUUCAAAUAACUCAGCAUAACCAAAAUUCUAUGGCAUAUUUUAUUUAUUAAUAUUUCUCACUAAAUUCAUUUUCAAACCAGUAUUGUGAAUGCCCCUUUCUAGGUAGAUAUUAAUGCAAUUGUGGAAUUUAGAUAUUACCAGAAAUUACCAGCUAUAUUCUCCUAAUCUUCAAGAUUGCCCUUAAUUAUAAAUCAGUUAAUUACUAACAAAUUAGAUAUCAUACUGAGGAAUUUUUAACCACUUGGGUAUUUUGGAAGCUUUUUGUUUGUGUUAAGCAGACUCCUCUUUACCUUUUUUCCUCUCCCCACACACAUAUAGAAUUUUUGGUUUUGUAUAGUAGAGCAAUGUUUAGUCAAAAAUGUAUUCAUUUUUUGAAAAAUAUGUUUGUAAUUUUAAGUUGCCCUGUAUUUUAUGCUAGUUACUUCAAAGGAGCCUCUUCUACUGCCACACAAUCUCUGUUCCCUCUGUAUGCUCAAACAAAACAGUGGAGGAGACUGUUGGGCCAGUAGGUUUGCAGCUGCAGAGGUACUUUCCUUAUAACAAUGCUUUAUGAGGUUGCUGCUCCCAUCACUCUGCUCAGUAAAAUUAGCUCAUCUUGUAAUGGAGGGGAAAAUUCGAGUCGCAGCGCAGAGAAGCGAUCAGCUGAAGAAGAAGCCGAAGACUUCUCAUCCAAGCCUGUGCCUGCAAAGAUAGCCAAGUUUGGGUUUGCCAUAGGCAGUCAGACGGCAAAGAAAGCACCAGUCAUAUCCAUCAAACUUGGAGCAAGUAAGCCUAAAGAAACUGUUCCAACUCUUGCCCCUAAAACCCUUUCAGUAGCAGCAGUUUUCAAUGAAGACGAUGAUAGUGAACCAGAGGAAAUGCCUCCAGAAGCAAAGAUGCGGAUGAAGAAUAUUGGAAGGGAUACGCCAACAUCAGCUGGACCAAACUCCUUCAAUAAAGGAAAACAUGGAUUUUCUGAUAACCAGAAGCUGUGGGAACGAAAUAUAAAAUCUCACCUUGGAAAUGUCCAUGACCAAGAUGAUGACUAAAUGAUGUGUUUCAAGAUUGGGGUAUGGGGUGGGUGUGAUGUUAAAAGGAACAGUUUCCUUUUUUUUUUUUUAAAGGAAAAAAAAGAAUGAUAUAAGACUAUCUUUGGAGCCACUUUAAAACAAAAAUUGAGUGGUCUACUAAUAAAUGAAAGUUUGAAAUUAGAGGUAAUUUAUGUUUUAUACACAGAUUUCAAGACAUUUGCUAAUUUUGUAGUUCAUGUGAUUAGUUUCAAAAGGUUACAGAUAAUAAAGAAGUCAGAAAUGGUACCUUUUUAAGAAUUGCUUAUUUUUUUAGUCACAACUAUUAGCACAUUAAGGAGGAAGCAAAAGUUUACUGUCUCUUUGACUGUUCAAAUUGAAAACAACUACUAAACUCUAUCUUUACCUAAACUAUCUGGCUCCCAAGAACAGCCUUAUAGAGAAGGAGUGUUGUACUGGGAGGGAAGUGUACUGGAACGUUGAUUUGAAAAUAAUAAUUUAGACAAAAUAGAAAUAUGACAGCUUUUUUUUCAAUGGACAUUUUUUUUAGUCAUGAACUAGGCAUUGCUAACAGCAGCUACAGAAGCUAUAACAAGAAAAACCAUAAUUACUCUUUUGAAAUUUUAUGUAAAGUAUUUAAUAUAUGAUGUGGCCUGAUUCAGCUUAAUAGGGCUUGUCCUAAAUUCAUUGGUUUUCAAAGGACAAGCAUUUACAGUGCAAGUAAAUCAGUAUUUUAAAUGUGUUUCUUUGAGUUAUUGGUAUUAACAAGCUCCUGUAAGCAUGUCCACCAGAACUUGAGAUAAAUAUAAGGAAGCUGUUUCUUUUAAAAAGUAAGCCACCACCAAAAAUGUGAUUAAAAUAUAUACAUUGCUUAAAUGCAUUUGGCUUUUUUAAUUUUAAAAGAAAUGACACACCAAAAAUUCAUUAACAUUGUAUAAAGAUGGUGAAGGUGCACUUUCUGUAUUGUCAGAGCAUUUAAAUUACCAAUUUAGUGAAAACUAAUUUGAAUAUAAGCAACGUUAAUUUUCUCAUUACUAGGCUGGUAUAUAAUAUGCUCAUUGAUAAGCCUAUUUCUUUAUAGACCACUGGCCCAUUUCAGGUACUGAAAAUACAAGAGAGUGCAUCUUUAAAAUUAUUUUAUGAAAGAUUUGACCACUUAUACUUUGAGUCUGUAAGUUCUGAGAGGUUUCUUUUGUAUUUUUGUAUCGUAUAUGUAAUCUUAAAUUUCUUUGAAAUAUAAUGCUGUUGGAACACCUGUUUUAGUAUCUUUAAAAGCUUUGUCAUAAAAAAUGUAUAAUGUUUUCUUGAAAAUUCCUUCAAUGUUGAAUUUGAAGGCAGCUUUAGACUAUUCUAUUGGUGGUAACUGCCAGUUAAACUCUAGAAUAGGUAAUCGUUCCAGAGGAGCUGCCUUGUAUUGUAUAUUCCUAAUACUUUUGUCCAGUUGCAUUUAUAUUUAGAAUAUGUCCCACAUAAAACAAUGAAAAUGUACAUAGAACUAUUAGUUCUUCCUUAUUUGACUUAACCAUAUCAAAAUUCAUAAAUUUAUCUUUAGACUCUCUAAUGUAGGCAAACUUUCCAUUUUUCUCCUUUUUAUUGUUAUGUUUAAAGUAAGGAUUCUUCCUCUUCUGAAUGUUUUCUUGACCCAAAUGAAAUGAUAGCCUAAGGUCAAGACAGGAGAGAGUGAUGACUGAGAUGAAUGUCUUUACUAAAAUACCAAUAAAUUUGUGAAACUCA
Molecule: messenger RNA, 3604 nt
Organism: Antechinus flavipes (yellow-footed antechinus)
Lineage: Eukaryota; Metazoa; Chordata; Mammalia; Dasyuromorphia; Dasyuridae
Gene: PCNP
Product: PEST proteolytic signal containing nuclear protein
Exons: 5
Coding region: 1406-1891 (161 amino acids)
Biological process (GO): proteasome-mediated ubiquitin-dependent protein catabolic process; protein ubiquitination
Cellular component (GO): nucleus
Source: RefSeq, a predicted model, not a curated record